GAAUGCUAUGAAUGGUAUGCCCCACUGAUUCUGAUUACACUUCUGCAUUAUGCAGUGGUUAGGGAUUAGGCGUUCACGGAUGCAAAUAAGUUGGAUUGCUCAGGAAAUGUCAUUUUUAGUUUGUCCAUAAUAGACUGGUUCCCUCACUCUGCCUUCCCUCCCACUCUCGACUCCCAUCUCAUUGUAAUGAUUCAUUGAUGCACAAGACAGUAAUGAUGGGGUUUGGCUAGCCAUGGCUGUAACCUCUCACCUUGAAAAUGCUCAACAUACCGCAUAGCUAUUUCUUGUGAAGAUUUCUCCUGUAAUUGUGUGUGUGUGUGUGUGUGUGCACUCGUGUGUAGGUGUGUGUGCUGGUGUGUGUGUGUGUGUGUGGGUGAGAGAAAGAGGGGGACUGAGAUUGAGUGUCUUAAUACCAUCUCUGCUAACACUUUGCACCAUGCACAUCCCUAAUCCGGGCGGCCUUUUAAAAGGUGCCGCAUCACUUCAGGGGGGUUGCAGAGCACAUUUUCCUUCCACAAGAUCCAUCCCUGCAGCACUACGUUCUAUUGGACCAUUUGCACUGCAGCUGCACGACAAGACUCCCUCACAGUAUUUUAUUCUGACAAGUGGCACAGGCUGUUAUCCUGUGUCAAAGUCUCGGAGGAAUAAAAAAAAACAACCCAUCAACGACUGCAACCAUGAAUGGCACAGAAGGACCCAACUUUUAUGUCCCCAUGUCUAACAAGACUGGGUUGGUUCGCAGCCCGUUUGAGUACCCCCAGUACUACCUAGCUGAGCCCUGGAAGUACUCUCUUGUGGCCGCGUACAUGAUGUUCCUCAUCAUCACUGCCUUCCCUAUCAACUUUCUCACCCUCCAUGUCACCGUCAAACACAAAAAGCUGAGGACCCCUCUGAACUACGUCCUGCUCAACCUGGCGGUGGCCGACCUCUUCAUGGUCGUUGGGGGCUUCACGGUCACCCUCUACACAGCCCUGCAUGGAUACUUCAUGUUAGGGGUCACUGGCUGCAACAUUGAGGGAUUCUUCGCCACCUUAGGAGGAGAGAUUGCUCUCUGGUCUCUGGUGGUUUUGGCUGUUGAGCGUUACAUUGUGGUCUGCAAGCCAAUGACCAACUUCCGCUUUGGGGAGAAACAUGCCCUUGCUGGGCUGGCAUUCACAUGGAUCAUGGCCCUGUCCUGUGCUGCUCCCCCUUUGUGUGGAUGGUCCCGGUACAUCCCAGAGGGCAUGCAGUGUUCCUGUGGGAUUGACUACUACACUCCCAAGCCUGAGAUCAACAACACCUCAUUUGUCAUCUACAUGUUUGUCCUCCAUUUCUCUAUCCCCCUCGUCAUCAUUUUCUUCUGCUACAGUCGCCUGCUCUGCACUGUGCGAGCGGCUGCGGCCCUGCAGCAGGAGUCUGAAUCCACCCAGAGAGCAGAGAGAGAGGUGACACGUAUGGUUAUUGUCAUGGUGAUCUCUUUCCUGGUGUGCUGGGUGCCCUAUGCCUCCGUGGCUUGGUACAUCUUUGCAAAUCAGGGAGCCGAGUUUGGGCCAGUAUUCAUGACUGCCCCGGCCUUCUUCGCCAAGAGUGCCGCUCUGUACAACCCAGUCAUCUACAUUCUGCUAAACAGACAGUUCAGAAACUGCAUGAUCACCACGGUGUGCUGUGGAAAAAACCCGUUUGAGGACGAUGAGGCCGCUACUGCCAUCUCCAAAACUCAGACUUCAUCUGUCUCCUCCAGCCAGGUGGCCCCCGCUUGACCUGUACCCCCUCCUCUCCCCUCAAUGUCCCAUCUGUCCCUGCACACCUAGGGACCCAACACUGCCAAGCAGCACUACGUUCUAUUGGCCAAUCCUCUUGACUUACCUCUCCAUGUGUCUCCACUGCAGCGGCACAACCACACGUUUUUGGUGGGACUGACAUCAUCAAGAACCACCAUGUGUAUUUUCAAUCCAUUUUAAUUAUGGAAAGAGUUCAGCUGGCCUCACAGAGUUUAACCCGGCACCAAGGGGGUGUUGUCUGUGUGACGAUCCAACUGAACCCAUUCCAAGCUCCCCACUUCCCAAAACACACAUAAUAGGUGAAAAUCUAAUUCACCACACCGCAUAAUUUCAUCCUCCUCAGCUCUAGUUUAAGUAAUUGUUGCAGCUACAUGUUCCCCAAAUGCGCUUUAAACAAUCCAGUUUAUGAAUUCUUAGGUGAAAAUAGUUAUUAAAUUUGUUUAGAUAUUUCAGAUGAGUUUAUAAGGCAUCGGACAGGGAUGUCCUCUGGUCUCUCUGUUUCUGCUGUCGUCUUCAUGGUGAAGCUGAGGUUGUAAGUUUGCUUUUGGCCAGCGAGACAUGAGUGUAAACAGAUGGACCUGAAAAGAGCCUCUGCAGGGAGAAGGCGCCUCCUGCAAGAGAGAGUGUGUGUGUGUGUGUGUGUGUGUGUAUGGGGGAGGGGGGGUGGAUGUUUAUGUGUUUGAAUGAAUGUCAGUGUGUGUACUGAAGAGACAUUAUUUUGUUCAUUGUGUAAAUGCUAGGAUGUUGUGGAAGUUGUUCUGUGUCCUGCAAUAAAAACAAAGCUAAAUGUCUGCA
Messenger RNA from Micropterus dolomieu (smallmouth bass), 2555 nucleotides. RefSeq names its product rhodopsin-like. Gene Ontology annotation, molecular function: G protein-coupled receptor activity. The record is from RefSeq and is a predicted model, not a curated record. Lineage: Eukaryota; Metazoa; Chordata; Actinopteri; Centrarchiformes; Centrarchidae. Gene Ontology annotation, biological process: visual perception; G protein-coupled receptor signaling pathway; phototransduction. Gene Ontology annotation, cellular component: membrane; photoreceptor outer segment.